This is a messenger RNA of Eucalyptus grandis, 1193 nucleotides long. RefSeq names its product EPIDERMAL PATTERNING FACTOR-like protein 2. The record is from RefSeq and is a predicted model, not a curated record. NCBI's taxonomy places the organism in Eukaryota, Viridiplantae, Streptophyta, Magnoliopsida, Myrtales, Myrtaceae. The transcript has 2 exons. Gene Ontology annotation, biological process: stomatal complex development; guard cell differentiation. The coding region runs from base 504 to 914 and encodes 136 amino acids.
UACUUGCCUUGUGUUGAAAGGAAGAGUAUUUGAUAUUUUCUAGGGGGAGAGAGGGAUGAUUUCAUAAGCUUUGAGUUGUCAAAUGGAGGAGGAACUGGAUACUUCAUCGGCCUUUCUUUUUUCUCAGCCAUGCAUGACAAGAAGCCAGAACGACUUUGCUUGUAGAAGGAAAAGAAGAUAUCUCCACUUCAUCACACCAAUGCCAGAGAAGCAGUUUCAGAAAGGAAAAACCCUAAAAGAAAAUUUAUAUCUGACGUGAAAAUUCUUGAUUGCUUUUCGUGAACCGGGCUAUUUUGGCAACUUCCAUUAUAUAUAUAAUCUGUCAAUCGUUAUCAUCCACUGCCUUCCGCAUCCGCAUCGAAGCCGGGCCUUUUGCUAAUCAUCAUCUUCAUCAUCAACAGCAGAAGCAAGGAAGAGAAAAAGAUCAGAAAUUGCCAUCAUUUGAUUUUGAGAGAGAGAGGCAGAGAGAGAGAGAGAGAGAGAGAGAGAGAGAGAGAGUAGAGAUGAUGGAGAAGAGAAGUUGUGGGGCUCUUGUGUUGGUUCUGCAUUUGAGUUGGGUCUCUGCAAGAAGCUCGAUUUUUGCACAGAACGGUGGUGAUCGUCGUGGCGUUGCUCUUCUUCUAUCUGAGACCAAUCCGGAGAUGCUUCUGUCUUCGAAGCACCCGAGAACCUUAUCGGAGAGAGCGCAAGAGAUCAGGAGCUGUGAACAAGAAGAAGGAAGGAAUCAAAUGGGAGGGAGCAAGAUCGGGUCGAGGCCACCGAGGUGCGAGCACAAGUGCUAUGGCUGCACGCCCUGCGAACCCACCCAAGUGCCGGCCACCCACAACGGGCACGCCCACGUCAGGGUCCAAUACACCAACUACGAGCCGGAGGGUUGGAAGUGCAAGUGCGGCCCUUCCCUGUAUAACCCUUGACCCUUCCACAGACAAAAGUACACAGAAGAUUCUCAGUUUUCUCUUCUUCAGAGUUGGUGGAAUUGCUUGCGUUUUGAUAUGUCUAGGCUUAUGGAGCUGACCCGAGGAUGAUCACUGGUUCUGUCUCAUCUGAACCCACUUUUGUCUAAAAGGGCUGAAGGUUCGCAGCGAUCUUGAGUUGGUAGUUUUUACAUAGUUUCUUGCCUUUAAUUUAACGACUAGUAAAUUAGGAAAUGUAUUCUGUGUCCCUUUCUGGUUAUCUAACUCGUCAUGGACAGA